CAUCUGAUGCUCGCCACACACUACACUCCAGUUAGUAGUUUAGUACUUACUACUUGGUAGGAUGUAGUAGGUAAUACGUACAGUGCGUUGUUGAUGUUUAUAAACUGACCUCAAGGAGGAGAACUUGUUAGGAGGUGUCGGUGGCGCGUCACAGUCUGGUACUACGACGGUAGACGGCCAGUAUCACCAUUAACCAUUCGUCACUGACGGAGCAACAGCGACAAAGAGCGUGUCGUCGACAGAGCGUUCGUCCGCCGACGGUCGCGACUGCCUCAGUCUCUCGCGACAACCGUUGCCCACUGGUGUUUGUGCGUGUGUAGCCAUAGACAACGACAGAAAAUGGUUUCCGAUGCCAUCAGAGAACAUUGUACCGUGCUGCGACGCUGAGCGUCGUCCGGCUAUGCAUUGUCAGUUUGGAUUUGGCGGCGUUGGAUCCAUGGGGGACAACGUUAGGAAGAAGGCCACCAGCGACACGUUGCCCAAACCCGGAAAGGUCAACUCUGUGUGUAAAGAAUGGUUGGUCCACGAGGACGGCGCAUUGGCGUAUCAUUUACAAAAGUUGGAAGUCGACGAGCAUUACAGUGGCAAUCGUUCAAGAAAUGCUAUCGUUCGACAAGACUUACCUACAGCCAAAGAAGAACAGGAACGUGAGAUACGUGAAGCUGAAGAACGGUAUAAUGCAUUCAUCAAAGAACAGGAAGAAAAAGAUCUCAAAGUUGCUAUGGAAUUGGCUGAAAAAUUAACAAAAAAUAAGUAUACACAAGACAUUGGGAUUAAGACAAAUUCAGCUGGAGGUAGACCUGGGAUAUUAAAAAAACAUCGUCAACCUGAAUCUACUAAAAGUUAUACAGUUGAGUCCAAUGAAUAUACAGAGUUUGACAUUGAUGACAUUUUGCAUGACAUUGAUUAUGAAGAAGAGGUCAAUCGUCGAAUUCAAGAACAAAAGGAUGCUGAAUUGGCCAAACGAUUACAAGAACAAGAAGGACGUCCCAUGUCAAUUGAAGAUAGAGAUAGAUUAAUUGCUAUUGAAACACAAGACUGUGAAUUGGCUAAGCUUUUACAAGAAAAAGAAAAAGCACGAUUGAGGAGAGCUCGUGAAAAAGCAAAACAAAAAGCAUUACUUAAAAAGCAACAACAGUUGGAAGAAUCCCCUGAAGUUGUAGCAAGUACUCAAGAACCUCUUUCUAAUAUCGCUAUUGCUAUUGAUCCGACUUAUAAUUCAAGAAGAACUGAAUUACAAGAUAUGUCUUGUAGUAGUACUACUUCAUCAGCUCUAUCUUCAUCAUUGGAUGAUGUUCCUCCAUACAUGCCAAUUCAAGGACAACGACGUAGCAAUCAUACAGAUAAGAAAAAAAAGUCAAAGACUGAUGGUGUUGCAUCAUUUUUCAAAGUAUUUAAGUAACGUUUUGUGGAGGAAAU
Melanaphis sacchari is the source of this 1419-nucleotide messenger RNA. Its product is annotated as coiled-coil domain-containing protein 50. The transcript has 8 exons. The record is from RefSeq and is a predicted model, not a curated record. NCBI's taxonomy places the organism in Eukaryota, Metazoa, Arthropoda, Insecta, Hemiptera, Aphididae. The coding region runs from base 350 to 1402 and encodes 350 amino acids.